AUGUUGGACUUGGAUUCUAUCUCCUUGCUGCUUGAAUGGUGUGCCAACAACUCUGUUUCGAUCGAUCCACGGCUUCGAAUCGAUUUUGAUGAGCAUGGAGGACUUGGGGUGUUUUCGACCGAAGAUGUCAUUCCUCAAGAUGCGACGCUGGUCAGAAUAACCAAAGAUUCUGUCCUUUCGACGAGGUCGUGUUCUCUCGCCGAUCAUAUACCACCCGUUCCGUAUGGCCUGGGUGCACAAAUCGCCCUCUCAAUGGCUUUAUACGGGUCUUCAUCAAGAUGGUAUGGAUACCUGCAGGCCCUUCCGGCUGAAGUCGAUAUCCCUCUUUUUUGGAACCAGCAAAUGGCUUCCACGCGCUCCCCAGAAGAUGGAUUACAAGCCUUGACGUGGCUGACGGGGACGGAGGUCGAUAAAGUACUACAACAAAAGGCAGAAAAUGAAAUGACCAUACUGGUGGGCCUUUCAACACCCACAGAGAUAUAA
Molecule: messenger RNA, 483 nt
Organism: Laccaria bicolor S238N-H82
Lineage: Eukaryota; Fungi; Basidiomycota; Agaricomycetes; Agaricales; Hydnangiaceae
Exons: 3
Coding region: 1-483 (160 amino acids)
Source: RefSeq, a predicted model, not a curated record